CUGUGUUGAUAAUCUGAAUUCUUACCUACUACUGCUGAUUUUUUAAUUUUUCAUAGAGAAAAAAAUGAAUUGAAUUUAUAAAGCAAUGUUUGCUUGCUGCUUGUUGUUUUUCAUAUACAAGAGUUCUUUUAGAGGCCACCAACUCCCAUUUUCUUUCUGAGCUGGUGGUUAUUGGCUGUUUUUUCUGCUAAGGAUAACUAAGCGUAUCUAUUCUAAGACAUAAUUCCAAUGUUUACUAUUAUGGAUAGUCAAAACCGCAAACGGGCCAGGAUGGUAAACUCGCCAGCCUCGCACAAUGAUUGCUUGCAGGGAAUAGCUGCUUCAACUGGAUCGGGAUCCACUACACUGGCAAUAGGGGGACAAAGUUUUAUUUUAAGUAAUGCGGGUACAUCGUCAUCGCUUCCCGCCAAUAUUUUAUUGUCUAUAUGUGAUGAUAAUUCGGAUGAAUCAGAGGAGUACAUAAUUGAUAGCUCAGUAUUGCAACAAAUCAAACAGGAGAGCAAUGUGGUCACACAAACUACACCAUCCAGCAAUACCACACAACAACAGCAGCAGCCAGCCUCAGCCCAGUUGCUGACCACAGUGCCACAGUAUCGUAUAAUAAAUCAAUCAUCAGGGAAAUCUCUUCUGAAUCACAAUAACAAUACUUCAUUUACCUCGACAACAGCUCCCACAACCACUCUGGUCAGUUCCAUACCAGCUAUGCAAUUGUCUAGUGGCUGUGAAAUUUAUGUUAUAAAGGAAGUUGUAGAACAACAGCCUCCCAAACAAUUGCUGGCUGACACUGCUAUACCUGGCAAGCUACUGGGCAAUACAGGCAAUACCAUAAAGCUGGAACCCAUAUCACCUGCCUCUGCGGCCACAGCUGCAGGUUCUUUGCAAAUAUUGCGUACCAGCUCUUCCGCCACGUCAUCCAAUACACAUGCCCAAACACAACCCCAACAACAAUCAAUUGCCUCGAAUCUAUGCCAAAACUCAAUAGUGGUGAAUACAACAGAUCUAUCACCACAACCGGAACAGGACUCAACCAAACGAAGUUUGAUUCUAGAAGCCUAUAAAAAACGUGAUGACAAACGUCGUGCCACUCACAAUGAAGUGGAACGAAGGCGCCGUGAUAAAAUCAAUAGCUGGAUAUUUAAGCUGAAAGAAAUGUUGCCCUCAGACAUGAAUAAUGUUGUUGGCACCACACAUACGAAAGAUGGUUUAAAUAACACAAAUGCCACCUCGACGUUGUCUCCAACGUCAAGACUUUUAAUACAACAAGGCUCAACAACACCUACAACAACCCGUACGCCACCCAGUGAUUCAAAAUCUCAGAUAUUAAUAAAAGCGUGUGAAUAUAUAAAAUCAAUGCAAGAGGAGAUUCAAAGCCUCCGCGAGUGCCUUACGGAAAAUGAAAAUUUACGUCUGAGCAAUCAACUCUUACAAGAUGAAUUAAACAAUUUGCGCAAUAAACAACAAACGCGACAGCAUAAAAAUCUAAAUAAUAACAACAAUAACAUUAACAGCAAUAACAACAACAACAACAACAACCGCAGCAGCAACAAUGCACUUUUACUUAACACCCAAAGUGAUGAUGAUGAAUGUGAACUAACUCUAAACUCUCUCAAUACCACUUAUGCCAAUGUGCAACUUUUCUCACCCAAUUCUAAUCUAGCGGCCAUGAUAGGUCCAACGACGAUCAAUACGACAACAACAACAAGCGCAUCAGCAACCUCAAACUCGGGUAUUAUAUAUGCCAAACGUGAACUAAUUAUAAGGGAUUAUGUGGAUUAGAUAUAUGUACAUAUGUGCUACACUAGGUAUGUAAUUGAAGAAAGAGCAGCAGCCAGCAGAAGCUCGACUGCCGAGAUAUAAACGAAUAAUGAUGAUCAUUAUUAUAAUGAUAAUGAUGAAUAGUUGAAUUUUUACAGGAUAAACCACAAAUCGAAAACUAAAAAACAACUGAAAACACAAAGUAUAUAAAGUAAAGAACGAUUUUAUGUAGUUAAUUUAGUAAUUACUUUGAAACAACUUAGAAUUUUUUGUAUUUUUUAUAUAGUGAUAUUUUUUGUUAAUUUAAUUUUUUUUUUUUAAUUUUGAUUUCUACGAAGAAGAUGGCUGCAAGAGGCAAGAUGUUAUGUUAUGAUUAUAUAUCAUCAGACUGUUUUUACAUGACUAAAGGCUUUACAAAUUAGACAGGAUUAAUAAGGAGAUAACUAUAUAGUAUUUUUGCCAGAUAUUGGUAGUGUUAACCCAUACUAACCAAUGUUGCCAAAAUAUCUGUUGUACGAACUGAUCUUAGCUUUAAACUCGAGCAUUUUCUAUGGGUAACUAGUCAGACGGGUAUAUAGAUCCAUUUAUAUGUAGCCAAGUAUAAAGAACGCUCAUACAUCUGGCCAUACCCCACACAAAAUUUAACCCGUAUGAGGACAAACCCCUCAAGGUUGCCAGUAUUUUACCGUCCCUUGUCCUCAAAUUUCGAAUCAAUAAAUAAACCCCAACAUAUUUUGAAAGGUUUUCUAUGAAAAAAAAUUUGUAUUCAUUUCUUGGACAAAAAAAAGAUAAAUGAGUUUUAUCUAAGAACAUGCCACAAGCAGAAUUCUUCUCUCUAUGUUUCGCUGUUUGCGUCGUUUGCAUUUUCUAAAAAUCCAUAUUCUCUUUCCCGUAAAGGAAACUAUGGCUAAAUGCACAUAUAUAUAGGGCUUCGGCAGUCUUAGCUUCCAAUAACUGUAUCUUUACUUACUUUAUUUUUGCUGUAAAUUUGAUUUUUAAAAUUUUUUCGGCAGAGUUGCUUGCUUUGAAGAAAAAUAAUUUAAUUAAUUUUGAAAGGAAUUAAAUUCCUCUGUUUUUUUAUGCUCUUUGCCUGCUUUUCCUUUUUUCUCAAAAACUCUCUUUGCUCUCUUGUUUAGGGAUGCCAAUAAAUGAAAUUGGUUUAUUGUACAAUUGUUAAACAACAGUUUAAAGGAACUUCUCUCUCUGUCUAUUUCUCUUAAAUAUAUGAAUUUAAUCUGAAUUUAAUCAUUUUUUCCUGCUAUAGUAGCUGUCUCUUCGUAUAUUUUAUGUGACAUUUAGUUUGUAGUGUUGAAUUAGAUAUCAUUGAAUACCUCGUUGUUUUUAAAACACAAACUUCUUUAUAAUUGUUUAAAUUUAGAUUUUAGUGAAACUAUUUGGCUUUAUUAUCUUGCCUUAGGCAUUGGAAUUUUCCAACAAUUUGUCCUGUAAAGGCCUAGUUAAAUAAAAAGAUGCAGUUUAGGGGAAAUUAAAAACAAAAAAAAAAACAAAAA
Molecule: messenger RNA, 3266 nt
Organism: Stomoxys calcitrans (stable fly)
Lineage: Eukaryota; Metazoa; Arthropoda; Insecta; Diptera; Muscidae
Gene: Usf
Product: myb-like protein U
Exons: 4
Coding region: 229-1776 (515 amino acids)
Biological process (GO): regulation of transcription by RNA polymerase II
Molecular function (GO): RNA polymerase II cis-regulatory region sequence-specific DNA binding; DNA-binding transcription factor activity, RNA polymerase II-specific; protein dimerization activity
Source: RefSeq, a predicted model, not a curated record